AUGAGAGCUGAAAAUAAGAAUAUUGGAGUUUUGGAAUGUAUUCCACUCUUCAGUACUCUCCCACCAGAACAACAACAACGUAUUUUCAAGGAUGCUCCUGUUGGAGGAAGAAAAUGUGUCGUUUCUACUAACAUUGCUGAAACAUCUGUCACCAUUGAUGGUGUAGUUUAUGUUGUUGAUCCAGGUUUCUUCAAACAAAAGAUUUACAAUCCAAGAACAAGAGUUGAAUCUUUGCUUGUUACUCCAAUUUCCAGAGCUAGUGCUAAACAAAGAUCUGGUAGAGCUGGUAGAACAAGACCUGGUAAAUGUUUCAGAUUAUAUACCGAGGACUCAUUCAAAGGAUUGGAUGAACAAACACACCCAGAAAUUUUGAGAAGUAAUUUGGGAAGUGUUGUUUUACAAUUGAAGAAAUUGGGUGUUGACGAUUUGGUUCACUUUGACUUUAUGGAUCCACCAGCACCAGAAACAUUGAUGAGAGCUUUGGAAAUGUUGCACUAUUUGGGAGCUUUAAGUGAUGAAGGUGAUUUGACAGAUUUAGGUGAUAAGAUGAGUGCUUUCCCUCUUGAUCCUCAAUUGUCUAAACUUUUGCUUGUCUCACCAGAUUUUGGUUGUUCAAAUGAAAUUUGUACAAUUGUUGCUAUGCUUUCCUCACCAACUCCAUUCGUUAGACCAAAAGGUCAACAAAGAGAAGCUGAUAGUGCUAAGGCUCAAUUCCAACAUCAAGAUGGUGACCAUCUUACUCUUUUGAAUGCUUUCCAUGCUUUUGGCCAAAAUGGUUAUGAUAAGAAGUGGUGUUUCGAUAAUUACCUUAACUAUAGAUCUCUUAGAUCAGCUGAGAGUGUUAGAAAACAAUUGGACCAAUUGAUGGCCAAGUCUGGCAUUAACCGAGUAAGCGAAGAUCACAACUCUGUCGAAUAUUAUAGAAACAUUAGAAAGGCACUCUGUACUGGAUUUUUCAUGAAUGUUGCUUUCAAGGAUAGAUCCAACCAUUAUUGUACUGUCAAAGACAAUCAAGUUGUUGCUCUUCACCCUUCAACAACUUUGAACCACACACCUGAAUGGGUUAUUUAUGAUGAAUUCGUUUUAACAAAUAAGCAAUAUGUCAGAACUGUUACAGAAAUUGAAGGUGAAUGGCUUCUUGAUUAUGCUCCUCACUAUUUUGAAAUUGACCAUUUCCCACCUGGAUCUGAUUGUCGUGUCAAGAUUGAAAGAAUUCACUUACAACGAGAAAGAAGAAAUCAAAAGAAACAUAAAUAAUCUAGGUUUUUAUUAAAUGUACAGUCCAAUUUUAUUU
Messenger RNA from Naegleria gruberi, 1294 nucleotides. RefSeq lists its product as uncharacterized. Bases 1 to 1257 code for a protein of 418 amino acids. Gene Ontology annotation, molecular function: RNA binding. Gene Ontology annotation, cellular component: intracellular anatomical structure. The record is from RefSeq and is a predicted model, not a curated record. Lineage: Eukaryota; Heterolobosea; Eutetramitea; Acrasida; Naegleriidae. The transcript has a single exon.